Ilyonectria robusta is the source of this 689-nucleotide messenger RNA. RefSeq lists its product as uncharacterized. The transcript has a single exon. The record is from RefSeq and is a predicted model, not a curated record. Bases 343 to 645 code for a protein of 100 amino acids. NCBI's taxonomy places the organism in Eukaryota, Fungi, Ascomycota, Sordariomycetes, Hypocreales, Nectriaceae.
CGAGAGCCUAGUUUUAGGCCCCUUACACUCUUGUUCACAUAUUAUCGUGGUAUGGGAUCAGCAUGCGAAUUUUAACCCUGUUUACAACCGUCAAGUAUUGCCAUUAACUUUACGUGGUAUUAACAUCUUGUUCUAAAUUGUAACGUCCUGGCUGUUGAAAAGCAGCUUUAUUCAGUCAAUGCUGCGUUGACAGUGCAUGUGACGAUGAACUGCUACCUCGCUGGGUCAAAGGGCCGCAAUUACGUCUGAUAACAAACGAGAUUACGGAAUUUGUGGUGAGUAUCGGAGGUCUCUUCCUGGCAGUAGCAGAGCGUAGUAUUGGCAGCUGAGCUCUCGCUGUCGAUGUUGUAUAGGGUAUCCUUCCUGGUGGGACCGUUCUCAUUGUGGAGCGUGUCGAUUCUUUCUGAACGUGCUCCUUCGAUUUCCCGGUAUCCGUACACGAUCCGAGGACCCAAAUGCAAGGGUAAGCCGUCACCCAUCUCAGAUCCUAUCAUGUCCCUCCGGGUCCCGUCAGGCCCAGGACUGGCUCCUGCCACCCCUGAGUACUGGGUGGAGAUGGUUCGUGACAGAGAAUAUCAUCGCAUGUACGGAACUCGCGUAAAUCAGUCGCCAACCGGGAUGCCGGCGUUUUUGCAUGUCCGCUGAACUGUACAACGCUCGAUAAAAAGCAAAUGUUUAGCUGAUGCUAU